AAAAAAAUGUUGGAAUGCAUGAAGAAUACAGAAUGUUUUGAUGAAGUAGAUGAAACAGAUGAAGAGAAUGAAGAUGAAGAGGAUGAAGAGAGAAUAGAAAUGAAGAGAGAGAUAGAGAGGAGAAUGAAAGAUGAGAACAGUGAAAAUAAUGAAGACGAAAACGAAGAGGAGGAAAGUGAAGAGGAGGCAAGUGAAUAUGAUGAUAGUUAA
Molecule: messenger RNA, 210 nt
Organism: Racocetra persica
Lineage: Eukaryota; Fungi; Glomeromycota; Glomeromycetes; Diversisporales; Gigasporaceae
Source: the annotation of a GenBank genome assembly